Penicillium longicatenatum is the source of this 786-nucleotide messenger RNA. Its product is annotated as GPI anchored serine-threonine rich family protein. The record is from RefSeq and is a predicted model, not a curated record. Bases 1 to 786 code for a protein of 261 amino acids. NCBI's taxonomy places the organism in Eukaryota, Fungi, Ascomycota, Eurotiomycetes, Eurotiales, Aspergillaceae. The transcript has a single exon.
AUGAUGCGCUCCGUGAUCCCUCUGAUCGUCUCGCUUGCUUCGCUUGUCACUGCCAUCCAAAUCACCAGUCCCGCUGCCAACACCACCUACGCAGCCGGGUCCACCAUCACCGUCAAUUGGACCAGCGUCGAUACCGAUCCGACCAACUUCAGUCUUUAUCUCUGGAACUUUGUGUCCUGGCCUCCCUCUUAUGUUCCGCUGGCUACGGACGUCCUGACGUCGGAUCUGUCUCACUCUGUCCAAAUCCCAUGCGACACCAACCCCGAAUGGGGCUACCAGAUCAGCGGCAUCAACGGCACCAACGUCUACAUCAUCUACGCGCAGGGAGAUAAAUUCACUGUCUCCAAGCCCGUCACCGCUUGUGUGGACUCUGGUCUUUUGCCGACGACUUCCACCUGCCCUAGCGCUGCGACGUCUACCGUUUAUGUCACGGUGAGCCCCACCAGUCCCAGCUCCAGUUUUUUCAAUCAUCAUUCCCACGUCAAUCAUCAUACCCACGUCCUUCCUGCUCCGUCCUCCAGCACUACUAGCACUUUGACCUCUGCAUAUGUAAAGCCCGGAAUUGUGCCUAAGACUAUUGGUUGGUGUUCAGACUAUUCCCACCCUGUGACCUUGGACAAGGUUCCCACUCCGACUCCCUCAGUGGCCAACGAUAGCCAUGAAUCCGAUACUUCGCCGGUGGUCACCGCGAUACCGAGCCAGAUCACUGAUUCUCCUGGCCCCCGCACGACGACUAUCACUAACACUGUGAGUGUGAUGGCUUGCCCGAAGGUGGAUGAGUUUUGA